Perognathus longimembris pacificus (Pacific pocket mouse) is the source of this 2894-nucleotide messenger RNA. RefSeq names its product guanine nucleotide exchange factor VAV2-like. Bases 1 to 2409 code for a protein of 802 amino acids. NCBI's taxonomy places the organism in Eukaryota, Metazoa, Chordata, Mammalia, Rodentia, Heteromyidae. The transcript is spliced from 24 exons. The record is from RefSeq and is a predicted model, not a curated record. Gene Ontology annotation, cellular component: cytoplasm. Gene Ontology annotation, molecular function: guanyl-nucleotide exchange factor activity; protein binding. Gene Ontology annotation, biological process: cell migration; regulation of GTPase activity; intracellular signal transduction.
AUGUGCCUCCUUGCGGGCGCCCCCACUGCCCCGCGGAGGGAGUCUGGUGAGGGCGUCGCCUCGCCCCUGCGCCCGCGCCCACCGGGUAGUCCCUCGGAGACGGAGGCAGAUCCCCGCACAAGCUUCUACCCGCCCCUGGUUGCGGCCUGGGGCCCGAGGCCCGGCCCCCUGCCCGGGGGGGGGGGCAGGGGGCUCCUGGGUCGGGGUGGCGGGACGCCACCUUGCGUGCUCACCGCCCUGUCCCCGUGCAGCGAGCAUGACCUGGGGGAGGACAUCUACGACUGCGUCCCCUGCGAGGAUGACGGGGACGACAUCUACGAGGACAUCAUCAAGGUGGAGGUGCAGCAGCCCAUGAAAAUGGGCAUGACCGAGGAUGACAAGCGCAGCUGCUGCUUGCUGGAGAUCCAGGAGACGGAGGCCAAGUACUACCGGACCCUGGAGGACAUCGAGAAGAACUACAUGGGCCCCCUGCGGCUCGUGCUGAGCCCGGCGGACAUGGCGGCCGUCUUCAUCAACCUGGAGGACCUCAUCAAAGUCCACCACAGCUUCCUGAGGGCCAUCGACGUGUCCAUGAUGGCGGGGGGCGGCACCCUGGCCAAGGUCUUCCUGGAGUUCAAGGAGAGGCUGCUGAUCUACGGGGAGUACUGCAGCCGCAUGGAGCACGCCCAGAGCACGCUGAACCAGCUCCUCGCCGGCCGGGAGGACUUCCGGCAGAAAGUGGAGGAGUGCACGCUGAAGGUGCAGGACGGCAAGUUCAAGCUGCAGGACCUGCUGGUGGUGCCCAUGCAGCGCGUGCUGAAGUACCACCUGCUGCUCAAGGAACUCCUGAGUCAUUCUGCUGACCGGCCGGAGAGGCAGCAGCUCAAAGAAGCACUGGAGGCCAUGCAGGACUUGGCCAUGUAUAUCAAUGAAGUGAAACGGGACAAAGAGACCUUGAAGAAAAUCAGCGAGUUCCAGAGUUCCAUCGAAAACCUGCAAGUGAAACUUGAGGAAUUUGGGAGGCCAAAGAUUGACGGGGAGCUGAAAGUCCGGUCCAUAGUCAACCACACCAAACAAGACAGGUACCUGUUCCUGUUUGACAAGGUGGUCAUCGUCUGCAAGAGGAAGGGCUACAGCUAUGAGCUGAAGGAGGUCAUCGAGCUGCUCUUCCACAAGGUGACCGACGACCCCAUGCACAACAAGGACAUCAAGAAGUGGUCCUACGGCUUCUACCUGAUCCACCUGCAAGGCAAGCAGGGCUUCCAGUUCUUCUGCAAGACGGAGGACAUGAAGAGGAGGUGGAUGGAGCAGUUUGAGAUGGCCAUGUCAAACAUCAAGCCCGACAAGGCCAAUGCCAACCACCACAGCUUCCAGAUGUACACCUUUGACAAGACCACCAACUGCAAGGCCUGCAAGAUGUUCCUCAGGGGCACCUUCUACCAGGGCUACCUGUGCACCAGGUGUGGCGUCGGGGCUCACAAGGAGUGCUUGGAGGCGAUGCCCCCCUGCAAGAUCAGUUCCUCUGCAGACCUGGAAGCUUCCGGAGCAGGACCGGGUCCCAAGAUGGUGGCGGUGCAGAAUUACCACGGCAACCCCGCCCCGCCCGGGAAGCCGGUGCUGACCUUCCAGACGGGGGAUGUCAUCGAGCUGCAGCGGGGCGACCCCGAGUCACAGUGGUGGGAGGGCCGGCUGCUGCAGACCAGGAAGUCCGGGUACUUUCCAAGCUCCUCAGUGAAGCCGUGUCCCGUGGAUGGGCGGCCACCCAUCAGCCGGCCACCAUCCCGGGAGAUCGACUACACUGCGUACCCCUGGUUUGCGGGCAACAUGGAGAGACAGCAGACGGACAAUCUGCUCAAGUCCCACGCCAGCGGGACCUACCUCAUCAGGGAGCGGCCCGCGGAGGCCGAGCGCUUCGCCAUAAGUAUCAAGUUCAAUGACGAGGUGAAGCACAUCAAGGUGGUGGAGAAAGACAACUGGAUCCACAUCACAGAAGCCAAGAAGUUCGAGAGCCUCCUGGAGCUGGUGGAGUACUACCAGUGCCACUCGCUCAAGGAGAGCUUCAAACAGCUGGACACCACGCUCAAGUUCCCCUACAAGUCCCGGGAGCGCGCCGCCUCCAGGGCCUCCAGCCGGUCGCCAGCUUCCUGUGCUUCCUACAACUUUUCUUUUCUCAGUCCUCAGGGCCUCAGCUUUGCUCCCCAGGGCCCCUCCGCUCCCUUCUGGUCAGUGUUCACGCCACGGGUCAUCGGCACCGCCGUGGCCAGGUACAACUUCGCGGCCCGGGACAUGAGGGAGCUCUCGCUGCGGGAAGGGGACGUGGUGAAGAUCUACAGCCGCAUCGGCGGGGACCAGGGCUGGUGGAAGGGCGAGACAAACGGACGGAUCGGCUGGUUUCCUUCGACGUACGUGGAGGAGGAGGGCGUCCAGUGACGGCGGGGUCGACGACAGGACGUGCGGAAGUUCCUGGGAGAGUUUCCCCGGCUCUGAAGUCUCCCGCCGGCUCUUCCGCAGCUCCCGAAGGAAACGCUCACCUGCCUUCUGCUGUCGCCAGCCCAGUGGGACGGGGAGGGUGCGUGACCGUCGCCCGGCCGUGGUGGCCUGUCCCUCCACGCGGUGGGGACCCUCCUUGUACAUAGAGGAAAUCUGCACUGGUCCCAGCCCGAGGACAGGGCCCCGCCAGCCCCGCCAGCCGCUGUGGGUGACAGCCACGGUUUGUCCCUCGGGCUGAGAUGGUGCUCAGGAGCCUAGGACUAAACAGCUGGCGUCCCGGGGGGGGGGGGCUGGGGACGGGGGGGGGCGCACCCCAUCCGCUCAGGCACUGCACUCGCCGCCUGUCUUCUCUGCUGCUCUUGAGGGAUCCGGGCCUUGGGAGGCAGAUGGGGCCGGAGGCAGGCCGCCUGCGGCCGCCCCGGGGU